Scleropages formosus (Asian bonytongue) is the source of this 1759-nucleotide messenger RNA. Its product is annotated as rho-related GTP-binding protein RhoN-like. Gene Ontology annotation, biological process: small GTPase-mediated signal transduction. Bases 127 to 816 code for a protein of 229 amino acids. Gene Ontology annotation, molecular function: GTPase activity; GTP binding. NCBI's taxonomy places the organism in Eukaryota, Metazoa, Chordata, Actinopteri, Osteoglossiformes, Osteoglossidae. The record is from RefSeq and is a predicted model, not a curated record. The transcript has 5 exons.
GAGUGCGGGAGCGCGCCGCGACGGGCGCACGCCUUUUCCGUUUUUCCCUCUGCACGCGUGCCCGUCGGAUGGUAAAAGCGGCGGACUGGGACCGGCUCGUCCACAGCGCGCGCGCACGGAGAAGCGAUGGAGAGCCAGGGCAGCCGCUGCAAGAUCGUGGUGGUGGGAGACACGCAGUGUGGUAAAACGGCGCUGCUGCACGUCUUCGCCAAGGACUGCUACCCCGAGAAGUACGUUCCCACGGUGUUCGAGAACUACACGGCGAGCUUCGAGAUCGACAAGCAGAGGAUCGAGCUGAACAUGUGGGACACGUCAGGUUCCUCGUACUACGACAACGUGCGGCCGCUGGCCUACCCCGACUCGGACGCCGUCCUCAUCUGCUUCGACAUCAGCCGCCCGGAGACGCUGGACAGUGUGCUCAAGAAGUGGCAGGGAGAGACCCAGGAGUUCUGUCCCAACGCCAAGGUGGUCCUGGUGGGCUGCAAGCUGGACAUGCGGACGGACGUGAACACGCUGAGGGAGCUGUCCAAGCAGAGGCUCAUUCCCGUUACCCAUGAGCAGGGCAGCGCGCUGGCCCGCCAGAUGGGGGCGGCGGCCUACGCCGAGUGCACGUCCAAGGUGUCGGAGAACAGCGUGCGGGACGUCUUCCACAUCACCACGCUGGCGUCCGUCGGCCGCGUAAACAGGCCCCAGCUGACCCGCAGCAACUCGCGCCAGGGCCUCAAACGGGCCUCGCAGCUGCCGGGCCGGACGGGCCACAUGGACGCCACCCCCGCCAUGAGGAAGGACCGCGCCAAGAGCUGCCUGCUCAUGUAGAGCGCCCCCUGCUGGCCGGACAACUCAAACACAUGUACAUAAAACGGGAAUGAGAGAUGAACUCUAUUUAUUGUUGCGUUUUUGUUUAUUCAUUUUGUUAUUGUCAUUCUUGUGCUGCUGAGGAAGGUGCUAAAGGUACAAGCUGUCAGAUGCUUCUGGAUUUCGUUCUCAAUGUCUUUUUUUCCUUGUUGUUUCUGUUUACAUUUCAUUGGGAGGGGAAGACCCAACAUUUUUUGAAGGCAAGAGUCUUGGAGGACACGGGCCAAUAGGACAAGGUGUCCUUCCGUGCUUUUUUUCUUUUUUUUUUUUGAACGGUGACAUUACGAUCGUGAUUUUUUUUUUCCCCUCUCCUCCGGGUGCGCUCGACGGCUGGCGUCGGGUGAGGACGGCGAGACGACGAGCAUUCGGCCCAUUGUGGGGAAACAACUAAUGUUGUAUAAUACAAUGAGUUGUGUUUUUUGGGAGGAACUGUUCCUCUGGACUGGAACUUGUGGACAACAGCAGCCUGUCGCAUCAUUUCCUUUGCCAAGAUAAUAUCGCUCUGGGUCAUUGGGGGGAAAAACUAAAUAUAUAAGUAGAGGCAAAAUGCACAACAUGUAUUAUAAUUCAUGAAGAAACGACAAAGAAAGAUCUAAAAACAUUCAAUGGUAAUUACUUUUAUGAUAUAUAAGGACAUAAUUGAAUACUGAACCCAGUGGGACGUAAUCGGUCCAUUUCCUGCUGAUCCUCUAAACCACAAGUGCUUUCAAGCUCUUCACCUUGCAUCACUUUUGUCCUAAUCCAGCAGUAUUUUUGUCAGUUCACAUUAAAACUUGAGUAGCUGCACUCUUUCUUUGGUGCCAUUAUAAAUAUCUUAUUUUGAGACAAAUAUUUUGAUGACAAGAAGAGAGGGCUGAUUUGCAGUAUUUCCACUGUAUUCGUGUGAUGCAGAAAUAAAGUCUUU